Dermacentor albipictus is the source of this 11451-nucleotide messenger RNA. RefSeq lists its product as uncharacterized. Gene Ontology annotation, cellular component: Golgi apparatus. Gene Ontology annotation, molecular function: protein binding. The record is from RefSeq and is a predicted model, not a curated record. Lineage: Eukaryota; Metazoa; Arthropoda; Arachnida; Ixodida; Ixodidae.
GGACAUCCUCGGCAGUUGUCGUCUGGUAACGGCGGCAGCGUUGUGGGCGUGUGUGUACGAGUGCUAGCGCUGGCGCGUAGCACUCUGAGUGGUGUUGAUUUUUACUCCCGCAAUUUUCCCAUACCUCGCGUAGAACUUAUCAGCGAAAAUUCCAUCAAUCUACAUAAGUUGUGCUCACAACAACUCCUGUGUGUGCCAAAGGGACGUGAGAACUCCUGCAUUUAUCCUUACGCAAUGAUCGAGGCUCAAGUGACUCAAGGUUGAUUGCACCAAGCAUCAGACAGCAUCGAAGGGGUGCAGAGAAGCUCGCCGAAGUGCCAAGCGAUGCAUAAGUGAGCAGCCGUCCGUGUCGCCCUGUCCGCGGGCGGGGGACGACCGCGGCAUCCGGGCCACGACGGCGUCGUCCACGCGUGACCUCGUGGUCAGCAUGUGGGCGCAGGUGCAGCUGUCCAGCGCGGCCGCCCCCGACGGAGGCGGCGGCGACGCGGCGAACGGCGAGGUCUCGGCGCCCGACGCCAAGGAGUCGCCCGCGCCGAGCUCGCGUUCCAAGCACGCCAUGUGCAUCUCGCAGGACGGCUGCUUCUACCUGCUGGCCGGCCGCUCGGCGAACCUGCCGCUCAAGGACCUCUGGAGGUUCGACCCCGUGCAAAGCCGUUGGGAGGAGCUACGCUGCCGGGGAAGCCGACCGCCCUGCCUGCAGGAACACACCGUCGUGUCGUGGAAGGGAAAGUUGUACGUGUUCGGCGGCGAAGUUGGCUUCGCGUCGACGGGCGAGACGCCGCUCUGGAUAUUCGAUACAGGCAGCUGCACGUGGCGCAAGCACCCGGGAGGCGGCGAGCGCCAGCGCCCCACUGGCCGCCGGGGCCACACGAGCGUGGUGUACAACGGUGCCAUGCACGUGUUCGGCGGAUACCAGGACCUGCGGGGAUCUUCCUCCCAGCUGUGGGCCUUUCGAUUCGACACGGAGCAGUGGGAACUGACGUGUGGUGAAGGCGGCAACGGGGGUGGCGACCACCCCCCUGCGAGGCACAACCAUUCAUGCGUGGUACACCAGGGCGCCAUGUGGGUCUACGGAGGACUCACGGAUCUUCAGGAACGGGCCGACUUCUGGACCUACCACUUCGACACCGGUCGCUGGAGCCGGAUACGGCAGCCCAAGGGCGGCCCCGCCGAACUGCACGGGCACGCAGCGGUGCAGGCCCAGGGCUUCAUGUACCUCUUUGGCGGAGAGCGGGCGGGCGCUGCCAACAACGACCUCUGGAGGUUCCACUUUGUGAGCGAGACGUGGGAGAAGGUGGCGGUGGAGGGCGCCGUGCCGACGCCCCGGUGCCGUCACGUGGCCCUGGUCAAUCCGGGACUGGCCACGUGGGCCGACCGCGUGUCCGCCGCCAAGGAGGACGAGGAAGGCGGCACGGCGCUGCACCAGCACCGGCCGCGCCACGGCCGGGCCGCCUCGCUGCGCUUCAAGGUGCACCCGGUGUCCCGGCUGUGCAGCAAGAGCACGGGCUCCCAGGACGAGGACGAGGACGACGACGCCGGCUGCGCGUACGGCGGCUGCGGCGCCCAGGUCAACCUCAGGUCCCUGAAGGAGAAGCUAUCCAGCAGCCGGCUGGUGCGCAGCAUCUCCAGCGGCAGCUACUCCGUGGGCAGCGGCUUGCGCCGAGACGAGACCGAGAAGCUGCUCGAAGGAGGGGACCCGGCCUCCGGCGCGCCCACGCCGCAGGCCAUCCAGAAGUCUGCGAGCACCGACGCCGUGCUCGAGGCGUCCGACAGCAGCGGGGAGUCGACGCCCCAGCACCAGCGCAAGCGGCAGCUGAGCGUGCGCGUGCGGCCCCUGUCGGAGAUACUGCCGCGCAACAGGGACUGCUCGGUGCCCGUGCCUCCGGGAAUGCUGAGCCCGCCGCCGCAGGGUGGCAGAUCCCGGCGCAUCACCAGUUCGCAGAGCUUGAACACCUUCAACGUGUCAUCCUCGGCGGCCGCGGCCGCCCCCGCGCGGUCCGGGGCCAGCUGCUGCUGCACGCCCACCGCGACCACCGGAGGGAACAGCGACCAACAGCACACGCCCUGCGAGAACGCCACCGACCCCCGUGCGGACUUGCUCAUCGACCUCGACCAGAGCAACGUCAGGUACCGCGUGGGCGGGCCCCGACGCUCGACCAGCAGCUACACGUGGUUCUCGGACGCGAGCAGCUCCGGGGCUCCGGCCAUCUCGCCCCUGCAGCUGUCGCACAGCGCGUCCCACUGCUCGGGCUACUACUCGUUCGCCGAGGACGACCCCGAGUUGCAGCGCGACAUCAUGAACUUCCUGACGGGUCAUGGACCCAGAUCGCGGCCUUCGUCGCUCAACUCCGCCACGGCCGCCGCCAUUGAGCUGAGCACGUUCAGCGCAGCCGCCCAGCCGGGAAUACAGGUGGUGAAGGAGCGCGCGCGCUCCUGGGACCGCGUGUCGCAGCGCACGCCCACCGUGUGCAGCCAGGCAGCCGUGGCGGUGUCCAAGCGCACGCCCAUCCAGGCCAUCAAGGAGGAGAGCUGCCAAAGCACGCCCGUGCGCCUGCGCAGCGCCGGCCGGGCGGGACACGGCAGCCCUCCCGGCGGGCGCACCGAGCUGCACCAGUGGCGCCUCUGCUUCUACGUGUUCGGGGGCCGCGAGCAGGGCGCCCCGGGACUCUACCGGCAGCCCAUCUCCAUCUGGAAGCUGUACGUCUGAGGGAGUCGCGCUGCCCCGGAUUCAGUGCGGCACCGCCACAGUCGCCGCGCACGCGUCCCAACGUACGCCGGCCACUGGGAAGCAACGGGGCCCUUUUGUCCGCAAGAAGGGGCACAACCUAAUAGACCAGUGGACUCGGUCUCGCUGACCUAGAGAAAAGCCGAGAAACAAGAGUUAGGUGCCCCGUAACAUUCCGAUGACCUUCGCAGGGGAGGCACAAAAAACGGACACGUUCUCCCAUUGAUGGUAUUGAAAGUGAAGUAAUUGUGUGCCGAUAUGGCUUCGCGGUGGGCAUUCUGCCCCCUGGCACCCUUCGGUAGGUGCGCCUGUGUGUCUCUCUUGUUGACCUCACAGCCCUUGCAGCGCAUUUACCGGUGGGAACAGCGAACGCAGCACGUCCGGAUCUAGAGAAACGUGACCUGUGCUUAGAGGCGGCGUCGAAUGAGCGUCGUGUUUUGAGACUUUCGGUCAGUGGUAUGAGCGCUUCUGUGCUCCCUUGCGCAUUGCUUUUUUGGUAUAUCGUUCACUUCAUGAGGGGCAGCGCAGUUUCCCGCGCUAUAGUGUCCAGGAGCCGACCUGACUCAAAUACGAUCGUUCAUGGAGUAUCUAAUUAUAGCUUUAGCGCUAUUGGAGUAGGGUAAUCCGAGGGCCUCGAUUUUUCGUUAGGCCUAGGACAUAGGAGAGCUAAAUAACAAAUCUUUGCCAUCCACUGGCAUGAGAUAUAAACGUAACAUUUUCAGAUUUUCUCAUGUGGGCAACUGUUUUCUCUCUUUCAUGUUUUUACUCAAGUAUCUUGCUUAAAAAAUUUCAAUUUCGCUAUUCAUUCAGUGCAAAUAUUUGGGUACGAGGUAAGUGUGUGAAUAUAUCUGAACGUGUUGGCACUUGUCAGACACUUUGCCUGCCUCCCUAUAUCCGUCGAUUCAACCGUUUUCUGACAGUGCCCACCUGCUGAUGCCUCGGCAGUCAAAUUGCUUUUUUUUUUUCGCUUUCUGUAUCAAAUGUUCUUUUAACAUCGUAAACGCACAAAAGGCGUGACGUAGCUGCUCGACUUUGUCUUCCAGUUCUCCCCUAAGAUUCUUUCUUAUUUCUGUUCCUCUUUUCUUCAAACCGCAAAUGCUAUCUUUCCACACACGCACAAUCGACUCACCCUUGAGGUUCACUGUCAUUUCCAAUACCACAGUGUUCUUUUUAAAAUACAGCGAAGCAAACAGGUGCACCAUCAUAUGGUGAUGAAAUUCUCAGCUUUAUGAUGACAGUGGUCAUGUGAGAGGGGCUGUGCAAUACUCUUUGCUUGAAUACUCACUCCAUCAUCUUUUGCAGGUAUAUUCUUUUGGUGAUUUGGCGUGCUAGUAUUAAAAUAUUCUCAUCAUCCACUACAUUGUCAAUGGGAUGAUCUUAAGCAUACAAGAAAACGUCCAAGGCAGGCUUCACUUGCGAUCUUGUCCUGAAUUUAUAGCAAAUUAUGAUACAGGAAAUAUUGAUCUCAGUUUUGUUUCAGUGAACAUUUGUCCUAGCUUCUCUGUUUUGGUUGUGGCACUUUUGCAAUAACUGACUGGUUUAAAAUGGUGAAGUGUUGAACCUCAAAGUUGAGCUAUCAAGGCUGAGAAUAUGUGGUAUCUCUCUUGGGGGUUUCACAUAACGUGCAAUAUGAGACAAUGGGUACAACGAACUCAAACACACCUUCGCUGAAAAGGAGGGAAGUUGUAUCAUGUUUAGUCUGCAAUGCCAUUGAGUACGAUAUUAUGUUCUUACUCAAAACAUUGACAUUACGCUGAGCAGUGUUUCAGCUUGCCAGAGAAUGGGCACUGACGUCUCCUUGUAUGUGCAUGUCCAUCAUCUCGCAUCUGCAGCUUGCUGAGCAGUAGAUUCAACUAUGGCCUCCAGUUGCUGCACUACUAGUUGCUGAGCAAAUGUCUCGAAUGCCUUAUCAAGACAGACCUGCCAUCUGGCAUUGCAGAUUACUGCACUAUUGCAUUUCUAUCUUGGUUUAUUUUCAUAAAUAUAUAUGUAUAUAUAUAUAUAUAUAUAAAUUCUUGUACCUGGCUGUUUUAUUCUGGUGGGCUCGAAGCAGAAAUUUCAGUGGCCAAGAGUAUUUAUGUGAAGUUGGGAGUUUGGCACUUCUCGGCCUCUGCUGUUUGAACAAGGAAUUGUAUUUUUAUUAUGCACUCAUAGAUAAAGUGUUAUGAAGAAUAACAUAUAUGCACGCAUUCAUGUAUACGCAUGCAAGAAAUAUUCAUAUUUUUAACAGUUUUAUAAUUUUCCUUUUAUUGCAAAAGGUGAAAAUUAGCUGAAGGCAGCAGUGUGUAUCUUUGAUAGGUCCUUCUUUCUUUAUGUGUACAUGCAUCUGAACUGAAGCCAGGAGCGCAGAAUGAAAGCGUGGAAGAGGUAACUGUUUCAAAUCUUUUUUAAUAAUUAGAGGCUGCUUUUAUCAUUUAGCUAUAUAAAAACAGGGUUAUUUAUAUUGGAUCCACAUUGCUGCCCAAAUCAUUAUGUGCUCUGUCAAUCCUAUCAAACAUUAAGAGUUUGUUGUAAUAAUUCUGCGGAAACCUGCAAGGUGGAGAGAAGUCAUUAAUAAAGGGAAAAUGAGACAUUCACCCAAUCGUAGCAAGUGCUGCAAAGGAAGCCCAUACGAGUUCCUCAAAAGAAAAGCUAUCACACAGAACUAUUAUGCCAAACUCUUGCCUUUCAUUCGAGUUGUUGAUGAAUUUGACUUCGCCCUGCCAUCUGCUAGCUGCCUGGUUAGCUCAGAUGGUAGGGCAGCAGCGCCAGAAAUGCUAUGGUCCCAGGCUCGAGUCCCGGACCAGGACAAAUUUUUUUUAAACUGCGAGGCUUUUCUUUCGAGGAACCCGUAUGGGUUUCCUUUGUAGCAAUUGCUACAAUUGGGUGGAUGUCUCAUUUUCCCUUUAUUGAUGAAUAGCUUGUCCUAGUCUAACUUAAAGCUCUAUACAGAUUUGAUGCUUCAUCCCGACCAUGUCCUCCUGAAUGCCCUUGCCCAACCAGGAAUUCAUUUUUAGUCUGCAAAGAUGUACAGGACACUUACACAGCAGAAAAAUUAUGUCCAUGGCUGAGGACUAGAAAUGUCGUCAAAUAUUUUUGCUGCAUUCUGUGAUGCUAAGAUGUCCAAAAAGUUUCUGGUGUAAGAUGCAGUUAAGUUUUUGUUUUUCUGGCAGGGUCAAUACCAACAUAAUUGCCCUGAAAACCUGUGAGAUUUGACCAGCCAUGCUGAGAGUGCGGUGAGGAAUCACGAAGAGCAGUGUUUGCAACUUGCUGAUGUAAGCUCGCGCACAUUGCCAUGUGUGUGUACCUGGAAUGGUGACCGCUUCCAUGCCUCUUAGAGUGUUCUCUAGGAUUGAUUCAAAUGGUGUGGCAUGUAUUGUCUCAUUUCAAAAUUUUCAAGAAUUGUUAACAGGAUUUUCAAUUCUGUAACAAAUGUAAUGCACCAAGAAAGGGAGUAUUUGUGACCAUAAAAAAACGCAGCAUUCUGAAGGUACUCAGGCUUAUUCAUGUGGUGAACUCUCCCUCGUUUUACCUCUGUUGAUGUACAUUGCUGUUUAUUUUGUAUCUGCCUUAGCAUUUCGUCCUGUUUAACCUCGCAUGCCAGUGUUCUAGAAUGCACAAGAGCUGCAGCGAAAAUCAUGUGCCAAUGGGACUCUAAAUGCGGCUUUAUUGCAAGCAACGGCAUCUCAAGAGUGGGAGACUGUUCAGGUGGAUCGCAUGAACCUUUGACCACCGAGAGGCUUCAGAUAGUGGCACGAAAGUCUGACAUUCUAUCAAAAAUCGCAGUGAAGGACUGUGGCGUGGUAUACAGUCGGAAGCCAUGCAGCGCCGAUCGCUAGUGUGCAAAAUGAAGCGUGAAGUGUAUUUGACAAGAGCUGAAGUUGUCGCACUGCCACCAAAUAGUGUGUUAUCUUGUACCGGGUCCUUGUGUGUGUAUGUGUGUGUUUGUGUGUGUACGACGCUGAAUGCCUGUGUGUACUGCUGUGUGCGCUCGAUUUUAUCGGCUGACACUGUGUGGGUCAAAGCUGCGGCAGCAGGGAAAGAUCGUUCCUGUAUUUCUUUACACCGAUCAACACGAAAUUCGUGCUGCGCGCUUUGUCGGCACGUAACUCACAGAUAGCGUGCACCAUGCCAAAAGUGAUUUUUCUUCCAGCAGACAAACGUUAAACUGCGCUCAAUAUUAAAUUCAAUUUCGCUCACGCAAGCUUCAUCGUACAACUCAGUAACUACGUCCGGUCCAGGUGACACAGCCAUGCGCUUAAGCGUAAAUGUUUUCGUCCUCAUUGCAUUUCAUGGAAAGCUUGAGCAAAGCAGUCCAACAAAGCUUGAACGAGCUGCCCUCGCGACUACGUCUAAAGAGCUCUAGACAAGCUUGUAAUACUUCGAAUUUCCCUUUCGCGCAUUCGCCCUUACGCAAGUUUCUUUCUGCGAACAACGCGAAACAAAAAAAGAGGAGAGCAGACGACAUGAGCGAUUCUCUUUCGCGCUGUUGACGUGUCCCACGUUCAAGCGCCGGAAGCCGCGCCUCGCCGCCCGAAGACGUUACUGUAGCUGUGACGUCAGCAUCCGGUGUCGCGGUACCUGCGGUUCCGACUUCGGUACCCACCACGCGGAACUUUUGUGAUCGAGGCUGCGUGAGGGCGUGGAGGAAAAAUUUAUUCGUUUACAAGCCUGUCUCUCGUCCGCGUACUGUUUAUGGGUGGUACAGCCCUUUUGAGGGCCUUUCCAACGCCAACAUGAAAUGUAGCUCAGCGCGAUGCUCACAAGACACCGCAAGGAUUAAAGUGCAUCACGUAGGAAAUCGUGCGGAAAACCUUUUUUUUUUUCUUCCAACCAUCCUGGUUUGGUUGCUGUCGCAGCAGCCAUGAUGAAAAUAGCCCGCCGUUGUAAUUGUCUUAGCUUGGGCGGUAACUUCGAGGUUACUUUAGUGUCGUGCAUUGAAUUAUAUUCGUAUCCGAAUACGUUUGGUUAAGCCGCCCACUCACUGCCAUGCGUGGCAUUCCGCCUGCGCGUUGAAAUAGCGUUUCCCAACCGGUUGUUUUUCUUCCGGUUCUUGGCAACCUGCCUUAAUCCUGACUCAAUGUUGUUGUUCUUUUUUUCUUUCUUCUUUAGAAGAUGUUUCAAAUUUCAGAGUAAUAGAGGGCGUCUAAUGACGCCACUGCCGUGAUUGACGAGCUGUACACGAAUCGAGCAUCGGGCCUAAGUGCGCCACUUCCCUCAUUCGGAUAAACCGAUUUCUGAUUUCGCUUGUAAAAAAAAAAAAGUCUAUGAGGGACGUAAAUUGUACAACGGACACGCUAACCUGUACGGCUUUGCCGUUUUUUACCUUCUGUAGUUGUGACGCGUGGAAGGAAGGAGGGAAGCGGGUGUAAAGCACGGAAUGUCUCUUAUUCGUUGCUCUCGCCAUGCACAGUGCAGUACCCGAUGGGUCUCGCUUAAUUUGUACGCCGCUUUACUGAAGGGCAAAUUACAUUAUCGGGGCAUAGCAGCUGUUCGCGUGAUUAUAGUGUAGGAAGAAAAACGAAAGCUGAAUUCUUGUCGACAGCUCAGCUUGAUGUUCUUCCCGUUAUGCUAGCCCUUUCAUACUGCCACUCCGCCUUUUUUUUUUUACUUAUUUUGAUUCGCGGUUUUGCAGGGCAUGCGUCAUUCCGGUGAUUGUUGUCUGUAGGGCGUCUUCGUUCUCCCGUUAUGCGCUUCGAGUGACUUUGUCGUCCGGGCACAGUGCAAUUUCGUUCACAUCCGUUCCGCAUCGCGACAAAGAUAAAGUUCAGCUACAGCUACAUACAUGCUGUCAUGCGCGUAUCAUCGCCAACGUCAUGGAUAGGCUUUGUGAAUGAUAGAUGUUUUGUGUAGAAGAAAGUGCAGAUAAGGGAGGUCAGCCUAGGUUGUGGGUUCCAAAACCGAUGCCACCGAUUACCCAGAGUUAUAGAAUUCGAUACGAGCAUCAUCUGGCCAGGUCUAGCGGUAUCUACACACACACACACACAGAAUAACGCUCUUAGAAUCAAAAUGUUCCUAAGAGCAAAUUCAAACCAAUCCUGAUGCUGGACAUAUUAUUAUAGCAAUGGCAGUCGGUAAAUGGCAAAAUAGCACACGGACCCAGGUUCUCUACUUUGUUGAUAGGACUUAGGUGGAAGUGAGUUUCUUCAUCACUUUAAUUUCCUUCAAUUUCAAUUUCUUUCAAUUUCAAUGUAAUUUUUCAUCCUCUUGAACUGCAAAGUUUUCUUUCGAGUAGCCAGUUACUUAGCCAGAAACGUAUAUCAAUGUUACCGUUCAUUAAUCUUUCUCUGCCUCGCAGAUUACAGAGGAAUCUCCGGAGAUCGUUUGCCCUCACAAAGUUGUUUUGACGGGGAUUCGAAGUUGCGCGUGACCUUCCCUCAAGUCCUUAAGCGAUAAACCACGCGAAACACGAGAACAGCUAAGGAAAGUCUAGACCGUUACGGAAAAAAAUUAAAACGUCUAAACCCUCAUCAGCUUAUGCAUUAUUUAAAUGUAUACUUCUAGACAACGUCCUGCAGCUUGCUAACCGUCCACGCUGUCUGUUGUCCAAAAUUUUCCAUAAUUUAAAGUCGCCUUCGCGCCUUUCCAGAAAUUUCAAGAAGCUUUCUGCAAGUUUUGUGUUUAGUGGAAAGCCGAGCUGUGCGAGGCCGCUUCUACCCAUCUGUACCCGUCGACGGCGAUAACGCGGUUUUGAGUCCACGGCCACCCAGAACCGAGGCAGCUGGCGUUCAAGUACAAGAGGCUCUGCGGCCACGCUUACAUGAUAGGCGCCGUGCCGAGAAAAGCCUUCAAGCAUGCCGCCGCCGAGCCGUACGUCUCGUGUACCUUUCGGCGAUGCGUUUGCUCGUGCAUGACACACAGGGCUACACGAACGCCCGAGCUCGCCGAGCACGUGGUCCUUAGUGUCCGCCCAGCUGCUGUUGCAUUCCUGGUGUGAUGAUUAACAGUAUUCUGUUUCAGUUUCGUUUUUCUUCUCAAAUUCCGUCGCCACAUAGACCGCGUUCUCCACUGUUUUAAAGAGAAUGUCUCGCUGUCUCAACUGGACGACGGAAAGACAGUACGAUAGGUAUUGCUGCGCUCACUGCCAAGCUGUGACGCUAAUAAGUGGCUCGUUGCAAGCACUUUAAUCAUUCGUUUGUUCAUUCGAAGCGAUUGUAUAUUUAGAAGAAUAGUAGGGUCUAUUUUCGUCCGUAACAAAGGCACAAAACAAUUAGGGAGAUUUGACGCACAUAUCGGAAUCUAUGUGAGGAAAAGCUUUCGUUAAGCGGUUAAUUAAAUGCCAUACAAUUAAAUGCGGUGCGUGAAACUGUCAUUUUCAUCCAAUUUCCUGGCCCGGGAUAUCAGAGCACAAGCGACCACCAGGUUUCUAAGAACUUUCUCGUUUAAGUCAUCUUUAAUAAAAUAGAAAGCUACUACACCCUCAAAUAAGUGCAAGUUCUUUGUGUCUGGUCCGACUGGAGAUACUUUUAUCUUAAAUACCUGUGCGGGACAGGUAUACCUAACACCCGCAACACAAGUUCCCAAGGUCGCGAGAGAAGUGACAAAGUGGCCUUUGCUGAAACGGCGACGUUCAAAUUUUAUUCGCCAAUCUCGACUCUAGUCGCUUGCUUGAAAAACUGAUCACUUAAUUAAGGAGCAGACCGACCUUUUGCGAAGUAAACAGUACUAAUAGGCGUAGUACCAGCGGUACGUACUUGGUGUUACGCUUUCAGAGAAAGUAUAUAUUCCUUCAAAGAACGUAGACCGAGCCGGAGCGUUUAGUAUUUCGUACCUGUAGCCGUUUCUUUCUUUCUUUUAUUAUUAUUUGCGUCAUCGCGCGCAUGUAGGUCGGCCAUUCUGAAUGGAGCAGCGCUUGAGUUGCUGGAGUUCUCGUGAGAGGCUUCAUAAUCAUCAACGAGCUGUAGAGUCGCUUACACUUUCGUGUAUCCAGCGCGUUACGCAAGCGAAAACCUAAUACAUCGUAUAUGCUAGCAGUACCGUAUGACGUCAUAGUGGCGAUAGCAUAUGUGGCAAAGACCUUAGGCGCCGAGUUUGUAGCAUAUGGCCGUAAUCUUAUAACCGCGUGUAAAAGAAAUGCGUAAACGUGUUCGCUAGCCAAAGUUAAAAUUUGUGGUUGUUGACAACAUUAGCGCGCGUAGUAGCGUAGUUAGCAUGCCGCAACACUUCGGUCGAACGAACUUUAUGAGAGAUCUAAAAAAAAACUCUGUAUUAGUAGAAGAGAAAUACGUGGGCUUGCCAUGAAGGCUGGAAUUUCGUAAUUGUUAGUAGAUAUUAAUAGUUCGUUGAAGAUAUAUAUAAGCCAGACGUGCGCGGAAAGCAUAUUCCAGUGGCGUGCUGUAAUAGAUAGAGGAGAAAAAGGGGGAACAUGGUAUUACCGUGACGCGCCAAUUAUUGUGCAGCGUAAGCAGUGCAGUGUAAGGCGCCUCGUGGUGUGUGUAUGCUUCUAUCGAACAUUAGUGACUCGUACAAGCAUUUAUUUUCCAGAGGAAUGUGUGUACAUAGUGCGUAAACGGCGGAAGCAGCUGUGUACAAUAGAGUCCAUCUUUGCGUGGUGCAGAGUUGGACCUCGCGAGCCAUACUUAUUUUCAACGUCCUGAAAGAGUUGUACAUAUAAUAUAUUCGCCAAAACACACUUUGUCGUCUUCAUAUGUUUUGUUCGCCUUGUUUUGUCUUUGUGUGUGCAGCAUAUGCCGGCUGUGUCGAAAGAAGCGGGAACGAAAGGACAAUAAAAACAAUGGUGACAUUUA